CAGGACUCGGCAUCGAUGGCUGCCCAGACCGCUUGGGUCUUUUGCCGCCUCUGAGCAGCGUCAUCCCUGUUCUUCGUUGUCCUCUCUAGUCUCUGUAUUGGCUCGAUCAGCGCCUCGCUCAUGUCGCGACAAAGCUAGCUUGACUUCUGCUCGUAGGCAUUGGGUCAGUUCCUCCUUGAGGCUGUUGCAUCCGCCCGUAUAUUUCGCCCAAAGGGACGACUGGUGGCAAGCGUGUAACGCCUGGAUCACCUGUGCGCAAUCUGUCCGUACUCCCCUCAGCAGCCAGACGGGAGCAUGGCAAGUCUGAUCCCUUGCGUACCUUGGUGUUGGUGCAGCGCCAGAGGUGGAUGCAUACUCUCGCCGGCUGGCCGUGGACGAUGGCCAAGAUGUCAACCUGAUCGCGCGCGCCUGUCAGCAUCCAUCCGCCCCUAACAAGUCGAGUCUUGGGGGCAGACUGACUGACCAUCACAGCAUGAGCUCGGACGAAGAAGAGGAUGAUUGGGCGCCCGCACUACCGCCUCACCUUGCCUCCAAAGCGACCACAACAGCAUCUGCCACUGCAGAGACGCGCAAACCGCUCGGACCCUCCUUACCGCCUCACCUAGCGCAAGAACGAGCGAUCGCACUCCACAGAGAACUUGCACAAGACGAAGGAGAGGACGGUAGUGAUGAUGAUGAAGCGGGCCCCAUGCCGCUUGCUUCCGAUCAAAUGACGCAUGAGGAAGAAGCAACGGAUGGCGUGAGCGAGUUUCUUGCGAGGGAGGAGAGGGAGCGCAAGAGGCUGGAGGAGGAAGGAAAGGAGAAGAAGCUGCAGAGAGACGAAUGGAUGAUCGUUCCGCCCAAGGAGAUCUCCAUGCUUGCAGCAUUCGAUCCUACAAAGAUGAAGGCGAGAGGGUUCAGGCAGGCGUCUACGAAAGAUCAACCUUCCACCGGAGGCGUAUCUGAAAUGUGGACAGAGACUCCUCUGGAGCGAGCAAAGAGAUUGCAAGAGGAGACCAUGGGCAUACGCAAGAAAGUCGUGAACACAAAGACGGAGACAGAGGAAGAAAAGCUGGACGCCGAGCGUAAACGCAAACGGGAUUACGAGAUGCGCAAUGCCAUCGACAAACACAACCGUUCGAGCCGAGCAGAGACACUUGUGGAGAUGCACGAGAAGAGUGCAAGUCAAAAGGCACAAGACCGCGCAGAAGGAAAGAAACGUCGUCGGGGGUCUCCCUCGCCACCUCCUGCUGCUAUAUGGGACAGAGACACCAUGAUGGGCGUGAGUGGGAAGAUGCUCGGCGAGAAGGAGCGCAAGACGAUGCUCAUGGAUGCAAAAGCCCUGGGCGGUCGGUUCAGUUCGGGUACAUUCAGCUAGAGGAGUCUACACCAUGAUGUUGUUGUCACUAUGCUAUCGUUCUACAGAGCCAGACGAGCGAGACAUUGCCAUUCUGAUGGAUCUGAACUGGCAGUCCUUACGACCUGCAGUUCGCCCAGAGCGAAGCUUGACAUGCCGCACAAUCGACAGGUACCAUCGCUGGCCAAGGUCUCAUCUUGGACCAUGAUCUCUUGCACGAUCGCGAGCUUGUGUGCGCUCGUCAGGUCACCAUAGACCAGCGAAAGAUGCGGAAAGUAGUCGGCUUGAUCGCCCAGUCCGAAAGGCUGGAGGGCCGCUCUCAGACGAUCAUGCAGACCGGACAGUGACUUGUCAGGUUCGAUAGCUGCAAGAACGCAUUGGAAAACAGUGCCGCCUUCGCGCACGUCUCGGAAC
Messenger RNA from Mixia osmundae IAM 14324, 1750 nucleotides. RefSeq lists its product as uncharacterized. Bases 473 to 1357 code for a protein of 294 amino acids. Lineage: Eukaryota; Fungi; Basidiomycota; Mixiomycetes; Mixiales; Mixiaceae. The transcript is spliced from 4 exons. The record is from RefSeq and is a predicted model, not a curated record.